AUGGCGUCAACCCCACAAGUCGGACAGCGCCUCUCGUAUGACGGCGUCGUCUGCACUGUUCGCUAUGUCGGUGAGGUCGCCGGCACCUCGGGCACCUGGCUUGGUCUGUCCAAGUCGCCUACGGCAGCCUCCUUCGUCCGGCCCACGCGUCCCUCGGAGAAACCUCAGAGUUUUCUCUCGGCGCUGCAUGAGAAGUAUGCUUCCGAGGUGGAUGAGAAGAAUGCUCCCAUAACAUCGGCACGCCUGGUUGAGAUCUCGGGAAAAGUCGUUGAAGAAGUCGGCUUCGACAAGAUCCGGAAACUGUUGGCUCGCGUGGAAGACCUAAAGAUUGUCAUCCUUGACAGCAUGCGGAUUGUCUCGGCCGUAGGUGGAGGGGAUGAUGGGAGGUUUGGUGCCAUGACCGUGGCGGAGACAUGUCCCAAGAUUGUCGAGCUGGACCUUAGCCACAAUCUAUUUGUGGACUUCUCGCCUCUGGUUGACGUGUGCAGCCAGCUACCAGACUUGAGAAGCCUGAGGUUGAAUCGCAAUCGAUUUCAGGAGGCCCUGGGCGACCGCUCCCUUGAACAUGCAGGCCCCGUCUUUUCUAAGAUCAAGGAGCUGGCCCUUGAGGAGACUCUUCUCGACUGGGAUGAGAUAUGCCACAUCACCGCGAGGUUCCAGUCCCUUGCCAGCUUCAAUUGCGGAACUAACCAGCUGGCCACCAUCCCCACGCCUUUACCCGAGGCGCUCUCAUCGACCCUUACCAUUCUGAACCUCGAGUUCAACGACUUUAAAGCGCUCUCAGACGUAACAAUGCUUUCUUCCCUCACAUCAUUACGCAAUCUACACCUUAAAGGAAACAACAUUUCCGCGAUAACCUCCGAUCCCUCCCUCCCUUUUCCCGUAUUCCCACCUUCCAUCCAAUACGUAGACCUUUCUUACAACAAAAUCCCGUCCUGGUCCUUCGUCGACGCCCUCCAAACAAUCUUCCCCGGCCUUACGGCUCUCAGGAUUGCUCAUAACCCCGUCUACGAAAACCCUGACCACACAGCUCAGCAAGAAUCUCGUGCCUCGACUAGCGAAGAGUCUCAUAUGAUCACGAUUGGACGCCUCGGUUGUCUCAAGGUUCUCAAUUUCGUCACGAUCAACGAAAAUGACCGCGCCAACGCCGAGAUGUUUUACCUAUCUCGCAUUGCUAAACAGCUUGCCACCGUGCCAGAUGAUUCCGGUGGCGAGGUGCUUAAAGAGCAUCCGCGGUAUCAAGAUCUUUGCGAGCUGUACGGCGAGCCGGACAUCAUCAGACGGAAGGAAAUGAACCCAGACUUCCUCGAAGCGAGACUUGUGAACGUCACCUUUCGGCACGCCGAUCCUCGGGGGAAGACGAUUGGCUCGCUGCGGACUAAGCAGAUUCCGAACUCGUUCGACGUCUAUGCGUUGAAGGGCAUGGCGGGAAGGUUGUUCGGGUUACCGCCCCUCCGGAUUAGACUCAUCUGGGAGACGGGGGAAUGGGACCCCGUUGCAGGAUAUGAUGAGCAGGAAGGGGAUAGUAGCGACGAGGAGGAAGAGGUUGCUGAGGCGGAGAUGGAAUGGGCUGUGGGGAAGGGGGCAAGUGACGAUGAAGCCUUGGACCGUGGGAAGAGUGCUGCUAGUGCGAUGGUGGGUAGGUGGGUGAAGAGGGAGGUGGAGUUGAUGGACAGUCCAAGAGCUCUGAGGUUCUGUGUGGACGGCCAAGAGGCGAAGAUUCGUGUAGAGGCGAGAUGA
Messenger RNA from Scedosporium apiospermum, 1740 nucleotides. Its product is annotated as putative Tubulin-specific chaperone. The record is from RefSeq and is a predicted model, not a curated record. Gene Ontology annotation, cellular component: cytoplasm. Lineage: Eukaryota; Fungi; Ascomycota; Sordariomycetes; Microascales; Microascaceae. The coding region runs from base 1 to 1740 and encodes 579 amino acids. The transcript is spliced from 3 exons. Gene Ontology annotation, molecular function: protein binding.